Lingula anatina is the source of this 2327-nucleotide messenger RNA. RefSeq names its product orexin receptor type 2. The record is from RefSeq and is a predicted model, not a curated record. Gene Ontology annotation, cellular component: membrane. Gene Ontology annotation, biological process: G protein-coupled receptor signaling pathway. NCBI's taxonomy places the organism in Eukaryota, Metazoa, Brachiopoda, Lingulata, Lingulida, Lingulidae. Gene Ontology annotation, molecular function: G protein-coupled receptor activity.
UGAAGGUGGAUUUUAGGAGCCGUUCUAUAAUUCCAAUGUGUAAAGUGAAGGCUUUAUUAUAUAAGGCGCACAUCAUAAUCGAGGCAGAACGUUCCCGAGUCGCCGGAGAUUUCAUCUCUUGUAUUACUCCAUAAUCGCAGCGGCCAAUAACGGGAGUCGCGUUUUAAUCAAAUAUGAUAGUCUGUGAUCUCGUUCUUUUUAAAUGGGAACCCAUUAGAAUGAAUACGCUUGAGGCAGAAGGCGUAGGAUGCUAGUUGGGAUUGGCUAUCAGCCUGCCUCCGCAUUUUAUUUAAGAUCUUCUAAAGAGGAUAUCGAUAACAUCUGGGCGAAUCCAUAUGUGCAAAGGUCACGUCUAACUUGCCUUGUUGAAGACUACAAAAUGUAAGAAAAGGUUGCAAAGAAGACACGACAUCGUUCAUAACUAGGUUCACAGUGUUGACUUGAAAGGAGCCAUGUAGACAGGUGACAAAAGGAGGCUUGGAACUUUAUCGGAAAUUACUUCUCCAAGAGGCCACUUAUUUGGAUGCUUUAUUCUUCUAGGAAAAUUACUUCGUCAAAUAAAACUUCAAAACCGUAUUUGCGGACGAAGCAAUUUACCCGUAACACGCAUUUCUAUUAACUGUAUUCUGAGCCUCCAUCCAUCAGCGUUUUCCUACUUGAUUCGGACACCAACGCCUGUUAAAUACGAGCCUUUUCAUUAAGCUCGUGUUGUAUGUCGUUAUCCUCUGUUCGUGCGCAGAGCUGUGACGCAUGCCUCUUCAUUUUGACUUCUCACAUCCGGAUCUAUAACCUUUGAUUUAAACUUUGCGGGAUUUCAUCACAAUCGCAGUCAUGGUUGAGGUUGCUAACAUAUCAGGCCACUAUGCCUGCAAUGCAUCGCCGCACAAACAAUUCAAUGAUGAAAGAUAUGUCAUCUUUGCCAUGCUCGGCUUCCUGAGCAUAACUGGCAUAAUGGGCAACGCCUUGGUGUUCGCGGUCUACCACAAGAAACGGGAUCAACAGACUUCGACUCUAUUCAUAUUGACAUUGGCAGUGGUUGAUUUUUUCACCUGCCUGGUGAAUGUUCCACUCACACUUUGUAUGGAAUAUCUAGAUGGCUACAUUCAGUCAGAUUUUCUUUGCAAGUUUUAUCACUUUAUCAUGACCUCUUCGGUUCCAUUCUCCUCUUUUAUUAUGGCUGCCAUUGCGGUCGACAGGUACGUGUUCAUCUGUCAUCCAUUUUCACACCUGAUGAAUCUGACAAGAGCCAAACUCAUUGUGGUGUUAUUGGCGGCUGUAGCUGCACUGGAAGGACUCAUCGUGUGCCUUUGCUAUGGUGUCACUCAGCUGUGCCCCGUUGUGUCUGAAACUGGGAUCGGCAACGGAACAAAUUUGGACACAAAGAAUGAAACGUUGAUGGUGAUUUUAGAUACCGGGCACUGCACUGCAAAUACAUUCAUCCUGGGGCGAUCUGUGAGAAAGAACUUUAAAUAUUUUCACAUCUGUCUUUACAUUCUGUCCCUGGUCGUGGUGGUGGUGCUGUACUCCUUGUUGUACAAAUCCCUUCUGGAACGGCGCGCCAAGAGACAAAAGCAGAAAGCAAAGCUCCCGAAACUGAGCUAUGCCGAUGGUCAGUCGGGUUUGAUAACAGAGGAAACGGAAUUGAACACAUUUCCAGUAGAAGAGAACGGUACAGAGAAGAUACAUUUAACGACUCGGCCUCCCACAGAGUUUGAAAGACGUCGCGCCAUGGAGAAGGCAAGGGAUAGACAAGCUAACAUAAAAACUGCCGCCAUGUUAUUUGUUGUCGCCGUUGUGUUCAUCAUCAGCUUCUUCCCUGCAAUGCUAAUUACUUCGAAGCUUCUAACUAUCAGAAAUCCGGACCUUGCUAAAAUUUUCUUUUACUUCUACUUUCUCAACCAUGUUGCCAAUCCCGUCAUUUAUUCUUUUAUGAACCAAAACUUUCGGGAUGAUAUGAGAAAACUGUUGAACUGUUCGCGAAACCCAAGUUUGUGAAUGUUAUGGUGUGUGCAGGAGGCGUAGUUGGUAACUGUAAAGACAAACCUUUCAGUGAAAAGGCCAUACGACGAGGACAUUUCAAAAUUUGCAAAUAUUAUGAAAGAAGAUAUAAAUACGAAUUACGCCGUUUCCAUGAUUUUUGUAAUACAAGUUGAAAAAUUAUUGUUAACUGUAUAUCAGACGAAUUACAGAUUCUAUGUCUCUUGCUGGAAAGCGAUUGAAAGAUUAGUUGAGUGCAAUGUGCUAUCAUUGUCAAGUGAAUCUCCAAUAUUUAUGUAUAUAUAUAAUAAAUAUUUGCUGACAAUAAACAGUACUAGAUGUUUUUAGAA